Molecule: messenger RNA, 165 nt
Organism: Brugia malayi
Lineage: Eukaryota; Metazoa; Nematoda; Chromadorea; Rhabditida; Onchocercidae
Exons: 2
Coding region: 1-165 (54 amino acids)
Biological process (GO): protein phosphorylation
Molecular function (GO): protein kinase activity
Source: RefSeq, a predicted model, not a curated record
AUGGAUAUGCCUCAAAGUACACCACCAGCAGUAGCAACACUUGUUAGUAAAUGUUGGGCUAAAAAUCCCAUCGAUCGGCCAUCAUUUGCAAAAAUUUAUGACGAAUUGAAAAGCUUAUCAGCUGAUAACACUGACAUUACCUUAUCAAGUGGUGAAGGAGACUGA